ACGUCAUCACCCAGCCGACUAUGGCGGAAUGCGUCGGAGGCAGCAGCCACACGAUGGACAAAAGUAUCACCCUCCCUCCAGACCAGAUCUUCCGGAACCUGGAAAACGCAAAACGCUUCGCCAUCGACAUCGGCGGCUCCCUGACUAAACUGGCCUACUACUCCACCGUCCAGCACAAAGUGGCGAAGGUGCGCUCCUUCGACCACACCGCCAAGGAGGCCCCCAGCGACAAGCUGUACGAGAUCUCCAUGCAGGAGGAGGUCACGGCGCGCCUCCACUUCAUCAAGUUCGAGAACGCGUACAUUGAGACGUGCCUGGACUUCAUCAAAGACCAUCUGGUCAACACGGAAACCAAAGUCAUCAAAGCCACGGGUGGGGGGGCGCACAAGUUCAAAGAGCUCAUAGAGAAGAAGCUGGGGCUAAAGGUGGACAAAGAGGACGAGAUGACCUGCCUCAUCAAGGGCUGCAACUUUGUGCUGAAGAACAUCCCACACGAGGCCUUCGUGUACGCCAGACACGCAGACUCCGAGUUCCGCUUUCAGACCACCAACCCCGACAUCUUUCCGUACCUGCUGGUGAACAUCGGCUCUGGAGUUUCCAUCGUUAAGGUUGAGUCAGAGGACAAAUUUGAGCGAAUCGGCGGGAGCUCAAUCGGCGGCGGGACAUUCUGGGGUCUUGGCGCUUUGCUCACCAAAACAAAGAGGUUCGAUGAGCUGCUGCAGCUGGCCUCCAAAGGACAACACACCAACGUGGACAUGCUGGUCAAAGACAUCUACGGCGGGUCCUACGGCUGUUUGGGACUAACCGGAGAUCUGAUUGCAAGUAGUUUUGGGAAGUCUGCAACCGCUGACAAAGACUUCUGCAAAGAAGACAUGGCCAAGAGUUUACUGCACAUGAUCAGCAACGACAUCGGGCAGCUGGCCUGUCUGUACGCCAAGCUGCACGGCCUGUCCAGAGUCUACUUUGGGGGCUUCUUCAUCAGAGGACACCCCGUCACCAUGCACACCAUCACCUACAGUAUCAACUUCUUCACCAAGGGGGAAGUUCAGGCCUUGUUCCUGAGGCACGAGGGCUACCUGGGCGCCAUCGGAGCCUUUCUGAAAGGAGCGGAGGAGGACAAUCCGAACCAGUACAGCUGGGGGGAGAACUACGCCGGCAGCUCCGGCCUGAUGAGCGUUUCUCCAGAGAUGAACCCGCUGCAGCGCGCUCGGAGCGGAACGUUCUGUUUUGACAUGCUGGAAAUGGACCGUCUGGAGCGGCAGCUGGUCAACCUGCCGCUGCUGCAGGACCCGUCCUCCUACAUCCCGGACACCAUGGACCUCACGGAGGACGCUCCGGCCCGGGAGUACUGGCUCUACUGCUUUGAAGAGGCCUUGGACGGCGUGGUGAAGAGAGCCGUGGCGAGUCAGCCCGACCCACAGGAAGCAGCCGCACGGGCCGAGAAGUUCUGCCAGAAGUACCGACACAAGCUGCAGACCCUGCGGCACCAGCCUUUCGCCUAUGGGUCCCUCACCGUCAGGAGUCUGUUGGACACCCGGGAACACUGUCUGAACGAGUUCAACUUUCCCGACCCGUACUCCAAGAUCAAGCAGAGGGAGAACGACUCGGCGCUGAAGUAUUUCCAGAAGGCGGUGAAGGCUUUGGAGCAGCUGAGCUGGGAGGACAGACAGUUCGCUCUGGUCCGAGGAGUCCUGGCUGGGAAUGUUUUUGACUGGGGGGCCAAGGCUGUGUCAGACGUCCUGGAGUCUGACCCGGAGUUUGGAUUUGAAGAAGCAAAGCGGCAGCUGGAAGUGCGGCCGUGGCUCGUAGACUGCUUUGACCGGUGGCUGGAGAGACUCAAGGGCCCCCCUCAUAAGUGUGCCUUGUUUUUCGUAGAUAAUAGUGGAGUGGACAUCAUUCUAGGGGUGAUGCCCUUCGUUAGAGAGCUGCUCUCUCGAGGAACGGAGGUGGUGCUGGCGAGCAACUCCGGUCCAGCUUUGAACGACGUAACAAACGGAGAGCUGCAGAUCCUCACGGAGAGAAUCGCAGCCAUGGAUCCUGUGAUCAGGAGCGGCCUGAAGGAGGACAGGUUGACGUUGGUCCAAAGCGGUUCCAGUUCUCCGUGUCUGGAUCUGAGCCGCCUGGAUAAGGUGCUGGCCAUGGUGGUGCGGGAGCGCCAAACUGACCUGGUGAUCAUCGAGGGAAUGGGCCGAGCGAUCCACACCAACUACCACGCCAUGCUGAGCUGCGAGAGCCUGAAGAUGGCCGUCCUGAAGAACUCCUGGCUGGCCGACCGGCUCGGCGGGAAGCUCUUCAGCGUGGUCUUCAAGUACGAGGUUCCGGCGGGGAAAUGCUGAGGGUCUGCCUGGAGAAGCAGUCAGAGGCCGGAGAUCAAACGAUUGUAACGGGAUGGAGACGCGUUCCUUCCAGCAGGUCGUUGUGGUUCCUGUUGGUUGGAAGGUUGUUUUUUUCAUGAACAUUAAACGUCUUUCUUGCAGGUUUCAGCCGUUUGGGUCGCUUUACUUUAUUUUUUUCAGCGUUUGCAUGUCGGGGGAGCAGGAAGUGGCUCUGAUGUGAGGAGGAAGCUGUAGCGGCGUUUAGGCGUGUUACAUGCCUUAGGUCUGCAGGGAUGGAAGCUCUCAGCUCGUCUUCUUCCUGUUUGCAUCACUGCCAGCAGAUGAAUGACGUCGUUUGUUAUUAGUGAAGCAAAAGCAGCACUUUAAAUCAGGACUCUUACCGCCGUCCUCCACAGGGGGGCAGUAUCAAACCUAUGGCCGGCCGCACAUGUGGGUGUUCUGUAGGGAUGGAAGGCGUUCUGUGAUCCGCCUGAACGUUUGACGGCAAUAAAAACUGAGGAACGGUUCUGCAUUUGUACAUAUGUGACAUACGAGUGUGUAUAUAUGUAAAGUACAACAACCCAACAAGCACAAUGUUUGUGUUCUUCUGACAAUCACUUUCAAAUAAACGCUGAAGCUUUUAUUUAA
This is a messenger RNA of Oryzias latipes (Japanese medaka), 2963 nucleotides long. Lineage: Eukaryota; Metazoa; Chordata; Actinopteri; Beloniformes; Adrianichthyidae. The record is from RefSeq and is a predicted model, not a curated record.